AUGGCUGGCUCGAAAGGAUUUGUGGAAGCUGGGGAGUGUGAUCAAGGUUUGGAACUUCCAUUGAUGAAGUCUGAGGACAUACUGUUUGCCACCAACAGCUUCUCUGAUUCAAAUAAGCUUGGAAAAGGAGGGCUCGGCAUAGAUUACAAGGGUAAGCUUCCUGGGGUACAAGAAAUUGCUGUCGAAAGACUUGUUAGUGGAAGAUCCAGGCAAGGUGUAGUAAUGGAGUUCAAGACAGGUCGUUCUGAUCGCCAAGCUACAGCACAGGAACUUGGUUGCUGCAUCCAUGGCGAAGAGAAGCUCCUUGUCUAUGAGUACAUGCCCAACAAAAGCUUGGACUUCUUCCUCUUUGGUCUGUUCCUUAAGAUGGCUCACUCUCUCGAUCAUUCUUGA
This is a messenger RNA of Musa acuminata subsp. malaccensis (wild Malaysian banana), 393 nucleotides long. RefSeq names its product G-type lectin S-receptor-like serine/threonine-protein kinase At4g03230. Gene Ontology annotation, biological process: protein phosphorylation. The record is from RefSeq and is a predicted model, not a curated record. Gene Ontology annotation, molecular function: protein serine/threonine kinase activity. NCBI's taxonomy places the organism in Eukaryota, Viridiplantae, Streptophyta, Magnoliopsida, Zingiberales, Musaceae. Gene Ontology annotation, cellular component: plasma membrane.